GUCCAACAUGCGGUGGUUGCUGCGAUGUUCGAGGCGAUCGACACCAACAAAGACGGCGUCCUGUCCCAAGAGGAGUUCGAGAACUUCCUCACCAGACCGGCGGAGGAGCUAGGCCACGCCGAGCCGGCGAACCAGGAAGGGCUGACGGCUUUACCGGAACCUGCAGCGAUUGCCAAGGAUGAGAAUGACAGCGAGAACGUUCCAUCCAUGCAGGCUUUGCUCGCCCAACUCGACAAUGACUACCAGGAGGAACAUGGGAUGUCGCUUUCACCGCAGCCAGCAGCGGUUGCCAAGGACGAGCUGAUCGUUGCCGCUGAGCCGGCUACAGUUCUCGAGGAUGACAAGGACAAGGAGGACGUUCCAUCCAUGCAGGCCUUGCUCGCUCAGAUCGACAAUGACAACCUCGAG
Molecule: messenger RNA, 408 nt
Organism: Symbiodinium sp. CCMP2456
Lineage: Eukaryota; Dinophyceae; Suessiales; Symbiodiniaceae
Source: the annotation of a GenBank genome assembly